AUGGGCAUUGUGUAUCGUCAGUUGGCUCAGGGUGUUCGAGGUAUAAGGUUCAUUGUCAACUUGGCUCCGAGGAAAAUGUGUUUCUGUAGCGGUGGCGGUGGCAAUUGCAAAGGCGAAGUGAAGUGCAUAGGCAUCCAUAUUGCUAUCGCUUUUGCCGGCUUCAUUGGUUUCUCGGCCCUCCUUGUCUUGGUUCUAUACAUCAUGGGUAGACAAUAUGAUGUGAGCCUUGGUACCAUAUUCGGCCAGAUACGGGACGGGUUCCGUGGUUACAAGCCUUCACUGCACUAG
Babesia bigemina is the source of this 288-nucleotide messenger RNA. RefSeq lists its product as hypothetical. The coding region runs from base 1 to 288 and encodes 95 amino acids. The transcript is spliced from 2 exons. The record is from RefSeq and is a predicted model, not a curated record. Lineage: Eukaryota; Apicomplexa; Aconoidasida; Piroplasmida; Babesiidae.